AUGGAUGACAAGACCACCACCACCACCAACAAUGGCACAUCAAUAUCAGCUGCAGCUGCAGCCAUCGUUGCAGCUACCCUCGCAGCUACCUGCAGCAACAACAACAACAACAACGGCUCUCUAUCACUCAGUAACAUAGCAACAUCAUCAUCGUCAUCAUCCAAUAGCAAUCCUCAACUAUGCGUAAAUGAUCUUUUGCAUCCGACAGCCAAAGCUGAAAGUUUGUUGGAAGCAUUGACCACUGAGCAAUUGAAUGUGAUUGAACAAACACUCAACAAGAUCCGAGAGAAGAAACAUCUCAGUGAAGACAUUCACACCACUGCUGCUAUCAAUACUCCUGCCACUACACCACCAACCAGCACUACUACUACUACUACCACUACCACCACCUCAUCGCCACCAUCACCACCAGCAACAGCAGCCAUGCCGCCAUCAGACGUGCCAUUGCCACCAUCGCCACCUGCUGCCCCCCAGGACGAAUGGGCACGCGCUGCCAAUCAAGUUGCCAAAGCCCUUGCAGACGCGAUAUCUGCUGUGGAUAACAAUACGAAUGAUGGUAGUAGUAAUAACAAGGAGGAUGGAUCCGGUGGUAGUCAACAACAACAACAACAUCAUCAUCAUGAACCAGUGACUGAAAUACGCGAUGGUGUCGAGUGGGUCAGCUUUGUGUAUUCGCAUCAUCGAAUCCUACGACGUUAUUGCAUUCGCACUGAUCUGGACAAGGUUGACAUUCAACAGCUUGACGACAAGUUCAAACGCGAUAACUGCGUGUAUCCACGUGCCAACCUGCCUCGUGAAACAUACCGUGGAAAUCGAUGGGCGUACGAAACCGAGUGCAACAUGCUAGGCUGGAAGCUUGCUUACUUGAACGCCAAUGAGAUUGCUGGUAAGCGAGGUUUGAUCCAACGUGCCGUUGACUCGUACCGUAAUCGUUAUCCAAGCAUGCGAUCACGUCGAGUAGCUCGUCAAGAAAAGCUUUUGAAUGGUACUUUGAGGAAACGAAAGCAUCGUGAUUGCAGUCCCGAAGAGUCGAUUGGCGGAGGAAGCGCCACCAACAACGCCCAUUUGCAGGAUGACAAUCUUCUUUUGAAGCAAUCAUUGGCACCCAUAUCACCCUCUCAACAUGAAGCAGUGGCUGCUGCUGCUGCUGCUGCAGUCUUGGCAGCUCAACAACAACAACAACAACAACAACAAAGGAAUAUGCCAAAGACGAUUUCAAUUGAUGAUGGGCCACAAGGUAGCAAGUGCCGUAUUCGAAUCAACAUUGAGACAGUGCCACUAGAAGUGAUUGAUAUGGCCUUUCGCAAGAACAAUUGUGUGUUUCCUCGUGCUAUCAAUAUCACCGGCAACGCCCAAUCAGUCACCCAACGCCAACUGGAUGAAGCAAAGUGUAAUGAGCUGGGCUGGAAAUUGGCAUGGCUAAAUCCACGACAACUUGCCAAUCGAAAGAGUUUGCUGCAACGCGUGUUGGAUAUUUACCGUAUCAAGUUUGCACCCCAUCUCAGACCACGUAAAUACGCCUCACGUAUGCCACCCGCUCCUUUUGCUCCACCUCCACGUUCACAUGAUUGCAGCAACUCCGAGUCAUCACAACAACAACAACAGCAACCUCUCAAAUUGACUGCUGAGACACUUGCUGCUCAACAACAGCAACUAGCAGCACAAGAUGCUACCUGCAGUGAUGGUGGUGUCACAUCAUCAAUACCAUCCUCAUCGUCAUGUUCAAAACGUCGUCGAUUAUCUGAAUCAUCACCACAGCAACCAAAACAAGAUGAUCAAGAAUCCAUUUAUAGUGGCACCACGGCGUCACUUGAUUUUCGUGAUUGUUUCUCACCACCUGCGGAAGCUGCCGAUUCUCCUUUCUUUGCUGGUGAAGAUGAUGUUAUUACCACCCUUCCCGAUAUGGAACAACAACCUGCUGCUGCUGCUGCACCACCACCACCACCAUCCUCUUCCUCAACCUUGUUGUUACCAUCCUCUACUGCUGAAAUGCAAGAUUUCACACUCAACGAUCUAAUGUUGCCAGCAUCACGUGGUGAUUUAAUGUUAUGUCAAGGCCAAAGUGAUAACGAUGCCAUGUCAGUGGCAAUGGCUGCUGCUGCCGCUGCUGCUGCUGCUUCGGCUGCUGCCUCUUCUACAACUACUACUACAACUUCAACUUCCCACUUGAAAACGCCAUGUGCAACCGUGGAUAUUGGACAAGAUGAUAUGAGCUGCCAAUUAAGUGUCGAGAGCUGCAGUACAGGUAGCAGCAGUAGCAAUCCAUCAAACCAAAGCUCGCCACGCCAUGGUCCUACUACAACAGAAUGGACCCUUGCUUAUCCACCUUCCGUUGACGGCAAUGAUCUUUCUCUCUUUGGUCAACCUGACGACGUAUUGAAGAAAUACCUUGAGCAAGUUGGCAGCGAUACUAUUCUUUCAUCGUUCAUGGAUCCUCAAAGCUAUACAACAGAGGCCACCGUCAAAUUGGAGCAUGAGGAUGAUGACAUGGGCUUUGCUCCUUUGACAACGGAUUGUCUAUUAGAUCAGCUCUUUUGA
Messenger RNA from Lichtheimia ornata, 2538 nucleotides. RefSeq lists its product as uncharacterized. Bases 1 to 2538 code for a protein of 845 amino acids. The transcript is spliced from 4 exons. The record is from RefSeq and is a predicted model, not a curated record. NCBI's taxonomy places the organism in Eukaryota, Fungi, Mucoromycota, Mucoromycetes, Mucorales, Lichtheimiaceae.